This is a messenger RNA of Closterium sp. NIES-67, 1195 nucleotides long. The record is from the annotation of a GenBank genome assembly. NCBI's taxonomy places the organism in Eukaryota, Viridiplantae, Streptophyta, Zygnematophyceae, Desmidiales, Closteriaceae.
AAUCAUUGAAAGAACAUGCUGAGCAACUAAGACAAGUGUUCACCCAACUUCGUAAGCAUCGCCUCUUCGUCAAACAGAGCAAGUGUGAGUUUGCAAAGGCCUCGAUUCCUUUCUUGUGCCAUGCCAUCUCACACAACCAGCUUGUCAUGGAUCCCUCCAAACUCAAAGCCGUUCAAGACUGGACACCCCCAACUUCUAUGAAAGAAGUACAAGCCUUCCUUGGCCUUGCUAACUACUACUGCAAAUUCAUCCGCCACUUUGCUGCUAUCACCUCCCCUCUAUCCAAUCUCCUCCGCAAGAAUGAAGGAUUCCAUCGGGAUUCGGACCAGAAAAAAAUCUUUGACUCUAUCAAAUGUGCAUUAACCUCUUCUCCUACCCUAGUCCUAUCUGACCCUUCCCUCCCUUAUGUGAUGUGGACAGAUGCCUCUCAUGUUGCAAAAGGUGCAAUCCUUUGUCAGGAUCAAGGACAUGGCCUCCAGCCCAUUGCUUUCGAACCUCGGAAGCUUAAGCCUGCUGAGUGCAACUAUGCUACUCACGAUCGUGAGGCACUGGCCAUCGUCCAUGCAAUCAAGAAUCCAGCAUAUCGCAAGCUGCGUCACCUCCUGCUACGCGAGCAUCAUGACCAGAAUGCACACUUUGGAGUGGACAAGACACUUGCAGCCAUCUCUGCAAACUUCUUCUGGCCCAAGCUUUCUCAUGACGUCCGCUCCUAUGUACACAGCUCUCACAUGUGUCAGUGCAACAAAGCUCGCAACACAGCUCCAUACUGCUUGCUACACCCCUUGGAAAUUCCUCAAGUUCCUUGGAGUCAUGUCGCACUCGACUUCAUCACCGAUGCCCCUCGCACCUCCUCCCAUUACAACGCUAUCCUCACUGUAGUUGACAAGCUCAGAAAGAUGGCUCACUUCCUCCCUACCUCCACUACUGUGACUGCUGAACAUGUAGCUGAUCUCUUCUUCAAAGAAGUGGUACGUCUUCAUGGAAUUCCUUGCGUCCUAAUCAAUGACUGUGAUUCCCGAUUUGUUGGCAGAUUUUGCCAGUCCCUCUUUCAAAGAAUGGACAGCAAGAUUCGUCUCUCUACUGCCUAUCAUCCUCAGUCCGAUGGCCAGACAGAGAGAAUGAAUCGAACCCUUGAAAAUGCCCUUCGUACAUGUGUGAAUGCAUGACAGAAUGACUAGGACAUGCACCUGCCUUC